GACCGCAUCGACUGGCUGACCCAUUUGUCGAGCCAAACACUACCAGUCUGACAGUCGGCCAGUCCAUAAGUCAGUCUGAUGAAAAACACGGAAGAAAACUGAGGACCGAAGGACUAUUAAGCGCUGGAUUAACUGUUUCCUUAAGCAGGGAGGGACACACGGUGAGAGAGGCAGGAUGGGCUGUAUGAAGUCCACGCUGAGCGAAGGUCUGAGUGGAGUUAUGGAGGGGAAGAUCAGACGGCAGACUGUACGUACCGAGCAAACGCACUAUGUCAGAGACCCCACCUCCAAUACAAAAAACAACAUAAGUAAUUCCCUGCUACCUGGUCAGUUGUUCCAAAAGAUGGAAGAGCAAAGGGGGGAUGGCAAAAUAGUGGUCGGCCUUUACCCGUACGAGGCCGGGCACCCGGAUGACUUAGGGUUCAAGAAAGGAGAAAAGAUGAAAGUCUUAGAGGAACGUGGUGAGUGGUGGAAAGCAAAGUCACUGACAACCAACAAAGAAGGAUUCAUCCCGUCUAAUUACGUCGCCCAAGCUGACACCAUGGAAACAGAAGAGUGGUUUUUCAAGGACAUCACAAGAAAGGAUGCAGAGAGACAGCUAUUGGCUCCAGCAAACAAACCAGGCUCUUAUCUUAUCAGGGAAAGUGAAACAUCAAAAGGAAGUUUGUCACUGUCAAUCAGAGACAUGGAUGCCUACGGGACAGAUUCAGUCAAACACUAUAAGAUAAGGAUUCUGGAUAAUGGCGGCUACUACAUCUCUCCUAAAAUCUCAUUCCCUGACAUUGGCAGCAUGAUCAAACACUACCACAACAAAGCGGAUGGCCUGUGUCGUAAACUGGACAGCGCAUGUGUAAAACCCAAAGCUGAGAAACCAUGGGAUAAAGAUGCCUGGGAGAUUUCCAAAGAGUCUAUUAAGAUGGUGAAGAAACUAGGAGCAGGGCAGUUUGGAGAAGUCUGGAUGGCCUACUACAACAACACAACCAAAGUAGCGGUGAAGACUCUGAAGCAAGGCACCAUGACCGCUCAAGCCUUCAUGGAGGAGGCCAAUGUCAUGAAGACCCUGCAGCACGACAGGCUGGUGCGGCUCUACGCCGUCGUCACCAGGACGGAACCCAUCUAUAUCAUCACUGAAUUUAUGGCAAAUGGCAGCCUACUAGACUUCUUAAAGAGCGACGAUGGGUGCAAACUGCAGCUACCCAAGCUCAUCGAUUUCUCAGCGCAGAUAGCAGAGGGCAUGGCAUACAUAGAGAAGAAGAAUUACAUCCACAGAGACCUGAGAGCAGCUAAUGUCCUGGUGUCAGAGAGCCUGCUCUGUAAAAUAGCUGAUUUUGGACUGGCAAGAGUCAUAGAGGAUGACGAGUACACAGCCAGAGAGGGAGCUAAAUUCCCCAUAAAGUGGACUGCUCCAGAGGCCAUUAACUACGGCUCCUUCACCAUCAAGUCAGACAUGUGGUCCUUCGGGGUUCUGCUCUACGAGAUUAUCACCUUCGGGAAAAUUCCUUACCCAGGUAUGACUAAAGGAGAGGUGAUGUCCUCGGUGCAGCGUGGCUACAGGAUGUCCCAGCCUGACAACUGUCCUGGCGAGCUCUACAACAUCAUGAUGUGCUGCUGGAAAAAUAAACCUGAAGACAGGCCCACCUUUGAUUACGUACAGAGCGUCCUGGAUGACUUCUACACCGCCACAGAGGGACAGUACCAGCAACAGCCAUAGAGACAGAAAGAGCCAGAGACACACCCCCAGGAAGACUUUGACAGAUAACUCUGGGUUAUGU
Messenger RNA from Xiphias gladius (swordfish), 1772 nucleotides. It is a transcript of the gene lyn, whose product is annotated as LYN proto-oncogene, Src family tyrosine kinase. Gene Ontology annotation, molecular function: signaling receptor binding; ATP binding; non-membrane spanning protein tyrosine kinase activity. Bases 176 to 1711 code for a protein of 511 amino acids. The record is from RefSeq and is a predicted model, not a curated record. Gene Ontology annotation, cellular component: extrinsic component of cytoplasmic side of plasma membrane. Gene Ontology annotation, biological process: cell differentiation; cell surface receptor protein tyrosine kinase signaling pathway; innate immune response. The transcript is spliced from 13 exons. Lineage: Eukaryota; Metazoa; Chordata; Actinopteri; Istiophoriformes; Xiphiidae.